Lagenorhynchus albirostris (white-beaked dolphin) is the source of this 878-nucleotide messenger RNA. RefSeq names its product RAS related (gene RRAS). Gene Ontology annotation, biological process: signal transduction. The coding region runs from base 1 to 621 and encodes 206 amino acids. The record is from RefSeq and is a predicted model, not a curated record. NCBI's taxonomy places the organism in Eukaryota, Metazoa, Chordata, Mammalia, Artiodactyla, Delphinidae. Gene Ontology annotation, molecular function: GTP binding; GDP binding; GTPase activity. Gene Ontology annotation, cellular component: plasma membrane. The transcript is spliced from 4 exons.
AUGCCCCCCGGGACCACAGACGCGUCCCGGGGCCUUCAGAAGGCCCUCCGCUCGGCGCCAGGCGCCGCCGCGGCUACCAGGCCCGAGGCCGACCCGCUAAGCCCUCUAGCGGGGCGGCGUCCCGGGACAGGGCGGGGGCGGCCCCGGGGCGGGGGGCCGGGGCCCGGGGACCCCCCACCCAGCGAGACACACAAGCUGGUGGUCGUGGGCGGCGGCGGCGUGGGCAAGAGCGCGCUGACCAUCCAGUUCAUCCAGGUAGUGGGCCCUCACCCGGGGGGGGUGCCCCCGGGACCCAGAACUGAGCCCUUUGCGGGAUCCCUGAGACCCCGGUUUCCCCUCGAUCCAUCACUGAAACCCUCCUUCCCUGGGACCAGCCUUGAAAGCAGGGACCUGACUCCUCCGUGUCCCACGCCCCAGGUCCCCCGAUCCGAAGCCUCCACCUUCAGCGCCUCCCACCACGUGGCCUACUUCGAGGCCUCAGCCAAACUGCGCCUCAAUGUGGACGAGGCCUUCGAGCAGCUGGUGCGGGCCGUCCGGAAGUACCAGGAACAAGAGCUCCCGCCCUGCCCUCCCAGCGCCCCCAGGAAGAAGGACGGGGGUUGCCCCUGCGUCCUCCUGUAGGGACGGGAGAGGAGCAACCGGCACGAGCUCUCGGGACCAGCUGCCCUCGCCGAGCUUCUUUCCCCAUCUGGGUCUCCCAGGAACACUACACUCCCACCCGUGAUUCCUGGCCUCCUCCAGGGGCCAUCACCACUGUGUGCCUUCUGCCACCGCCUCCUUCCCCCACCCGAGCCCCAGGGUGAGGGCUCCCGGGCAUCCGGGUCACUGCUGUAUAUAACUCCCCUCCCCCAGAGAAAUAAACGUCACUGCCAAGGUCA